Messenger RNA from Necator americanus (New World hookworm), 2214 nucleotides. RefSeq lists its product as uncharacterized. The transcript is spliced from 17 exons. Gene Ontology annotation, cellular component: nucleus. The record is from RefSeq and is a predicted model, not a curated record. Gene Ontology annotation, molecular function: single-stranded DNA binding; DNA endonuclease activity. Bases 1 to 2214 code for a protein of 737 amino acids. NCBI's taxonomy places the organism in Eukaryota, Metazoa, Nematoda, Chromadorea, Rhabditida, Ancylostomatidae.
AUGGGAAUCGCCGGCCUUUGGCCAUUACUGGAGCCAACAUGUCAACCAGUUUCUUUAGAAGCUUUGGAAGGAAAAAUUCUUGCUGUUGACGUUUCUAUAUGGAUAUAUCAAGCACAGCUCGGCUACCCAGGCGACAUUCGUUGCCCUCAUCUAGCACUCCUGGUGUCACGAAUGUGCAAACUACUUUACUAUAAGAUUAGACCUGUAUUCGUAUUUGAUGGGGAGGGCGUACCGUCAUUCAAGAGAAAGGUCUUGAGCGAACGUCGUCUUAGGAAACAUGCCGAUGACAUGGUCUUAACUGAAGCUAAAAAACGACACCUCUUGGAUUUUGCUUCCGGCUCUCAGACUCAGUCAGAAAUAGAGGUAGUCCGAGAUAAAUUGUAUGCUACUACGUCGAAACGGCAACGGUUCGAAAACGAUCUUUUUGACAUACUCCCUCCCCAACCCAUUGAAGUUAUUGAACUGAGCGAUGACGAGGAAGAAGUGGUGGUUCUGGAAGACAAACGGAAUGAGAGAGACUCACCGCCCGUUCGCGCUAUAGAUUUUUUAAUGGAGGAAAGGGAACGUAUCAGAGCAUCUCGACUUAAACCAUCGCAGAUUCCAUCUGACUCCAAAACCUUCAGCGACUUCCAACUCCAACGACUCCUUGUACGAAGUCGACUGAACAAUGACAUUCAGCAAUUGUGCGAAAAUCGCGAUCUCGAGCUGCCAAAAGAAUAUCUACCUGAUUCCUAUUCUCAACUUCCUUUGUUUUCGAUAGUGGACAGCGACGAUGAUGAGUCGUUCAACGAAGAUUCAAACGGACCGGAAUUCUAUAGUAAAACAACCAUGGUAGAAGACCAUGCAAAACGUAACAUUGGGCACAGAAAUGCUGAUGCAGUUAUCUUACGCACGGACGACUGGUCAUCUGAUUCCGGUACUGACGAUUUUAUUGAUGUGCCCUCUACUGACUCCGUAAUAGAGCAGUAUUUGCUCGAGGAAGAAAUAGACACAAAGAGUAAAGGGAAGCAUGAAGAGCCGUCCACCUCUGCACCGAAUACUAUGCUUAAUAGCGAGGAAGACCACAAAUCUGAUGACCUAGAGCCUUCAACUUCGGCAGACGCUGAAGAAAAUUGGGAACCGGCGUUGGAUGAUGAUCCACAAUGGAUAGAACGUCAAAACGACGGUGAAAGUGGAGCAAAACGCACCCGUGACUCUGAAUUGUACAAAGAUUUGCAGGAGUUUCUGAGCGCUUGUGGUUUUCCUUGGAUUGAAGCUCCUGGUGAAGCUGAGGCGCAGUGCGUUGAGUUGGAGCGGUUAGGACUGGUACAGGGCGUCGUUUCUGACGACAGUGAUGUUUGGGCAUUCGGAGUGAGGAACGUAUAUCGACAUCUUUUCUCGAAGAACAAGAACGUGCAACAUUAUCAGUCACGCAUCAUUCAGCAGUCUUUAGGAUUAUCACGAUCAGAUUUUGUCGGAAUUGCUCUACUUUCUGGAGGCGACUACUCUUCUGGUUUGGCAGGAGUCGGGGUCGUCAACGCUAUUGAAUUACUUUCCGAAUUCGCUGUGACACGAUCCACUGGUGAAGAUAAAUCUCAGGAGCUUGAGACACUCUCAACAUUGAAGAAUUUGGAAGAGUGGUUAAAGACGCUUAACUGUGAUGUGGAGGCUCCUGAGCCAGUACCCAUUCGUCGGAAGCUUCGAACUCUUAUCAAGAAAAACAAUGACAUGGAUAGAAUUAAAUCGGUGGUUAAUCCUGACAUUGUCGCUGCCUACUUCCGGCCAAAUGUGGACAAAUCAAAUGAAAAAUUCCGUUGGCGAAGCGUAGAUAUUGAGAAAGUACGAUCGCUGUUAUACAUGAGACUUGGAUGGGAUGAUACAAAGUUUGAGAAGCAAACUCUCAUUGCACUCCAACGAUGGAAUGAAUUUAUCACACACAAGGCGUCCUACCAACGUCACAUUACAUCCUAUGCCCACAAUCUCCAACAAUCUCCUAGUGAACAAAAAACGACAUUAACAAAACGAAUGGAAGUGGCAUUGGCUAAUUUGGCGAGGAGAACGGGUUCCUCUUCAAACCUCGCUGCGAUUUCAACGCAGCCAUCAAAACCACCGGUGGUAAAAUAUCCUAAGAAGAGAGGAAGACCUUCAAAAAAGUGCAGCAAACCAUCGCAGCGUUCUUCGAGCCCACAAGAUUUGAAAUUAUCGGAGGAGUCUGAUUCUGAUGAUAUGGCUUGA